Molecule: messenger RNA, 3510 nt
Organism: Alternaria arbusti
Lineage: Eukaryota; Fungi; Ascomycota; Dothideomycetes; Pleosporales; Pleosporaceae
Exons: 7
Coding region: 1-3510 (1169 amino acids)
Biological process (GO): regulation of endocytosis; regulation of ARF protein signal transduction
Cellular component (GO): Golgi membrane
Molecular function (GO): GTPase activator activity
Source: RefSeq, a predicted model, not a curated record
AUGGAUAAACUUCCAACAGAAGUCCUCGCCGAGAUCGUCGAGUUGCUCCGCGAUGACCGCAAGGAUCUUUGGAGCAUCAGUUACACGAACAAAAAGCUGCAUGCGAUUGCCAACGAUAUCAUAUACUCCCGUUAUAAGCUUUACUAUCAGGAAACGUCGCCGUUCAUCCGAGCGCUUGCAUCGAAUCCCAAUCUCCAGCGGUGCGUUCAACACAUCAAGUGGAACAGUCCCAUCCAUGAUGAAGGUGCCUUCGAGUUCCCCCGUUGGAUCACGGAAGCCGAGUUCGAUCAAAUCAAGGAGAAAUUUACGCCGAACGUCAAGGAGCUUUGCAUCUCCACGAAGCAGUGGGAAUAUGAAGGCAUGUGGUUCAAGCAAUCGCUGAUCGGUAAAAUUGGCACAAACCUACAAAAGGUGAUACUCGAUGGCGGAGCGACCGUUGUAAACCUCCUUCCGCUUUUUCUGCUGCCGAAGAUGAAAACGCUGCUCAUUGACUGUCUACUGCAAUCCCCCCUACACGAGGACGCCGAGUUGGAAGCCAUCAACCUCGUUUGGGCACGACUAGAAAAAGAAGGAUCGAAUCUGGAGCAUUUGGAAAUCUCUCACACUGCCACCGACAUGCUCGAUCUCGCCCGCUUGCUGAAAAGCCUCAAAAACCUCAGAGUAAUCGACUACAAGCCCGGCUGCGGCGGGGGUUCGGUCAAGAAGAACAACAGAGACGUACAAACGCUCUUCGAAGCCAUCGGAAACCACUGUGCGUCGCUCAAUAACAUGGCCAUCGACGACGACCGUCUAGUGAUGAACCCAGGCGCGCUUGAACAACUGCGCGGCUUGGAGAACGUGGAGACAUUCCAGAUGCACACGCCCGUCUUCUACGAAAACUCCAUUGCCGAAUCCCUCGCCGAGUCGCUACAACGAAACCUCGGGAACCUGCCCACGCAUCUCAAAAACCUGCGCAUCUCAACCAAGACGGGUUAUCACGACGUGACGGAAACCUGCUUCGAUGUCUUGCUCACCCUGGGCUCUGCUAUAAAAACUCUCCUCCCUAAUCUCGGAACCAUUACGUUCUUUGGCUGGCACCCGCAACUAGGCACUUUCCCGUGCCAGACCCGCAUCGCUGCCCUCCAGUCUGCGUUUGCGCAGGUAGGGGUAAAGAUUGUGUCGGAACAUGAUACCAUGGGCGACUCUGAACGUUGGUACACUAAAACGCGCGUUGGUGCUUCGAGCAAGAUUGAAGAAGACUAUGUCUGGGUGCAUCUUCUGGAGGACUUUGAGGGUGAAAGGGAGAACCCGUGGGUGGCACGGUUUGGGAGCUCGUAUAGGGGGGAUGAGUUGAAUGGCGAUGUAUGGGAUAGUGAUGAGGAAGAGGAAGGGGGAGAUGAUGAUGAGGAAGAGGUAGAUGGUGAUGAGGAUGGGGAUGAUGACAAUGGGGACGGGGAAGACAGCAAUGGGGACGAGUGGGAAGAUGAAGAGGAUGACGACGAGACUCCUAAUCCCAGUGCGGGUGGCCGGCCACUGAAUAUGCAAGAUAUCAUGGAGGAAAUGGGCAUUCUUGCGGCUCAGGGACGAAUGCCGGGUAUGCCUGGUAUGCAGCCAACAGACGACGAUAAUGAGGGGGAUGGAGAUGAUGGAGAAGAAGGCUCGAACACUGAAUUUGGCCCCGGCCGCCCGCUUACCAUGCAGGAUAUCGAGAAUGAGAUGAGGAUCAUGAUGGGUCAGGGACUGAUCUUGAAUUUGCCUGGUAUGCCUGGUUAUAGACCGGAGGGCGGGGAUGAGGAACAUGAGGAAGAAGAUAAUGAUGAAGAUGGAGAAGAAGGGUCGAACGAUAGCGAUGCCGAGCAAAAUGAAGACGACUCGCACAACAACAACGACGACAACGACGAUCCGCCACCAGCCCUGAAACCCCUACCCAACGCUAGCCACCUAACCCUACAAGAAAUCGAGGAAAAUAUGAGAACAAUGAUGGCUCAGGAGCGCAUGUUCAAGUUACCUGGUAUGCCUCAUUUCAAACCGGAAGAUCAGUAUGACAGUGAGGAGGAGGAAGAUGAGUAUGACGAGGAAAACGAGGCGGAAGAGUCUGAUAACGAUGACGACAAUGAUGACGAUGCGCCGCCAGCCUCGCAUCCUCAACCUAGCGGAGGUCGCCCGUUGACGAGGCAGGAUAUCGAGGAUGAGAUUAGCAUCUUGCGGGGAGGGGGCCGCCAAGAGGGAUUUUCUCGGUUGCCCAUCAUGAGCAAAAUGUGGGAGGUGGAUCCGGAGACGCGGAGUAAGUUACUUGAGAUACAAAAGACGAACGACAACAACAAGUGCGUCGACUGCAAUGCGCCGAGUCCGCAAUGGGCCUCGCCCAAGCUCGGUAUUUUCAUGUGCCUCUCCUGCUCGGGUGUGCACCGCGGUCUGGGUGUGCACAUCUCCUUCAUCCGCAGUAUCACCAUGGACGCCUUCAAGGGCUCGGAACUCGUGCGCAUGGCUGCCGGCGGCAACAAGCCCUUCCAAGACUUCUUCAACACACAUCCAUCGAAUACGAAAGACGGACGCACAUUCGAGGCCUCAUCCAUAUCAGAGCGAUACGACUCGGAAGCGGGCGACGAGUGGAAGGAGAGACUCAGCUGUAAGGUCGAGGACAGGGAGUUCGACAAGGCAAAUCUACCCAAGCGGUUACCCAAAAAGGACAAUGUAUCUACAGCCGGUAUGGGCGCGCCCUUGAGCGGACGCGCCAGCGCAGCCGGAAGCCGAAGCCAGACACCCCUCGGAAAGACACGAAGCAACGACGCAGGUUUCCAGCGCUCGGGUUCCCCCGCCCUCGGCACCAACGCCAUGUCUAGCCAGAAAGUGAAGAACGAAGCCUACUUCGCUAAGAUGGGCCAGGAGAACGCCAACAGACCCGACGGCGUUGCGCCGAACCAGGGCGGAAAAUACGGCGGCUUCGGCAGCGAGCCAGAUGCGUGGAAGAAGGACGAUGAGCCCGGUGCGCCUCCUGCGCUGGACGACUUCCAGAAAGACCCUGUUGCGGCGCUUACCAAGGGCUUUGGCUGGCUAGGCGCAAGCGUGAGUAAAGUAGGCAAAACGGGGUAUGAAGGCUGGGUGAAGCCUGGUAUGGCAAAGCUCGCAGAAGCAGACCUCGCAACCCAAGCCCGCACCACAGCCGGCACCCUCGGCCAAACCCUCCAAUCCGGCGUCGCAAACGCAAACACGCAAUUCUCGCGCUUCGUCGAAGGAGGCGACUCUGCACAUCCUUCUUCUUCUUCCUCUUCUCGGGCCCCGUUGUCGGGUCAGCGCGAACCUGAACGUAAAGACUUUUGGGAGAGCUUUGGUGCGGCGCCAGCGGGGCCGGCGAAGGAUAAACAGGACUUUUGGGAUGAGUUUGGGAGUGCGGGGGAUGCUAGGGCGGCUGGGGGCAUGGCUGGGAAGAAGCCGAGUGGGAUUGGGACGAGUGCUAUGAAGAAGGGGGGUGCUGGUGGGGGGAUGGGUGGUGGAGGGGCGAAGAAGGAUGAUGAGUGGGGGGAGUGGUGA